AUGGCGGCCACUCGUCGCCAUAGCAACCCCGGUAACAGCGGCCCCAGCCACCAAAGGCAGUUGGGAAAACGGCAAGGGGCAAUUUGAAUUUUAAAGCCGGGUGCUACAGGGACCGGGUAAGGAACAAACCCAGAUAAUGACACAAACCCCACAGCAGACAAAGGUUGUGUUCUGCGGGGUGGGGGUGGGGAGUAACGUCUUGAAACAAGGCGAAGGAGGGCAAAAAAGAGGGCAAGAAAGAGGCAGCGCACACAUUGCUUCCCCGCAUACAAUCACUGCUCACUAUCAAACACAGUGGUGCCUCGCAAGACGAAAUUAAUCUGUUCCGCGAGUCUCUUCGUCUAGCGGUUUUUUCGUCUUGCGAAGCAACCCUAUUAGCGGCUUAGCGGAUUAGCGCUAUUAGCGGUUUAGCGGCUAUUAAAGGCUUAGCGGCUUAGCGGCUUAGCUGCUAAAAGGCUAUUAGCGGCUUAGCGGCUUAGAAAAAGGGGGGGAAGCGGAAAAAAAUCUCAAGACUCGCAAGACAUUUUCGUCUUGCAAAGCAAGCCCAUAGGCAAAUUCGUCCUGCGAAGCGCAUCGAAAAACGGAAAACCCUUUCGUCUAGCGGGUUUUCCGUCUUGCGAGGCAUUCGUCUUGCGGGGCACCACUGCAUUGAUAGACCUUCUAAUAAUGGAGGGGCAAAGCCAUGAGCUGAAAGGCGCGGGUUUUAAAACGAACGCGACCCCUUUUUUGGACCUAUCCUCAGCGCAGGCACAGCAAUGAGCUUUUAAAAGGCCCGGGGGGGGGUUUCCUUUAAAACUUUACAAGGACCGGGGGGAGGAUCAAAGCCCAAAAAAACUAGAAAGGGGGGAGAUACAGCCAGCCAACCCCCCCUCCUCCAAACCUUGCACACUGCUGUCGCCUCAGCCUCUCAGUAACAGUUGCUGCGUUCAGAGAUGGUGUUUAGAGCUGGCGGCGCAAGGCAGUAGGAGCUUGCUGGCUCAACCGGCGCUGAUGGGGUGAUCUUCUGCAGACCAGUUAGCCUAAAGCAAACUAGCUGCUAAAGAUCCUCAACGCUUGCUCAGCCUGCACGUGGUCGAGGAGGUCCUUCCUGGACGUCUUAAGCCGACGUCUUAAUCCAACGAGAAGCUGCAGCACAAUGGCUGAGAAACACUGCCAAGGCCAUGUUUGAGUGGCUAAACCCAGCCCCCAAGCCUCCAGCCGAUGGGCUGGCCACCUGGGGGUGUGGCGCAGUAGCCGGAGCAGCUGGGCAGGGGGUGGAAUACCUCCUCCCAACACAGGAAAAGGCUCCCGCUCACAACUCCAGUGUGGUGUAGUGGUUAAGAGUGGUAGACUUGUAAUCUGGGGAACCGAGUUCACGUCUCCGCUCCUCCACAUGCAGCUGCUGGGUGAUCUUGGGCUACUCACACUUCUCCGAAGUCUCUCAGCCCCACUCACCUCACAGAGUGUUUGUUGUGGGGGAGGAAGGGAAAGGAGAAUGUUAGCUGCUUUGAGACUCCUUCGGGUAGUGAUAAAGCAGGAUAUCAAAUCUAAACUCUUCUUCUUCUUCUUUUCCUCCCCUCCUUGAGGAGGAGAGGCUUAUGCAGUACAUUUCCAAACACAUUUCAAAGUGUUUAAAGUCCUAAAUGGCUUUGGCCCUGUAUACCUGAAGGAGCAUCUCCACCCUCAUCAUUCACCCCAGACACUGAGGUCCAGCUCCGAGGGCCUUCUGGUGGUUCCCUCAGUGAGAGAAGUGAAGUUACAGGGAACCAGGCAGAGAAUCUUCUCAGUAGUCGUGCCUGCCCUGUUGGCCUCCCUCCCGUUAGAUGUCAAAAAGUUAAACUUUUUGUAGACAUCUGAAGUCAGCCCUUUUUCAAAAUAUUGAAUGUUUUGUUUGGUUCCUGUGUUUAUAUUUUGUUGGAAGCUGCCCAGAGUGGCUGGGGUAACCCAGUCAUAUGGGUAGGGUAUAAUAAAUAAAUUAGAAUAAUAAUAAUAUUAUUAUAGGUAAAUAAAAGGUAAAAGAACCCUGGACUGUUAAGUCCAGUCAAAGGUGACUAUGGGGUUGCAGCGCUCAUCUCGCUUUCAGGUCAGGAGAGCUGAAGUUUGUCCACUGACAGCUUUCUGGAUCAUGUGGCCAGCAUGACCAAACCUCUUCUGGCACAGUGGGACACCGUGACGGAAACCAGAGUGCACAGAAACGCCAUUUACCCUCCUGCCACAGCAGCACCUAUUCAUCUACUUGCACUGGCAUGCUUUCGAGCAGCUAGGUUGGCAGGAGCAGGGACCGAGCAACAGGAGCUCACUCUGCCGUGGGGAUUCGAACUGCUGACCUUCUGAUCGGCAAGUCCUAGGCUCUGUGGUUUAACCCACAAGAGAUACUUGUCUUUAAAUGUGCAGUUAAUCAAAUUUUUCCUUCCUUCCCCUCCCUAGUUGUGGUUUAGACCACAACACCACCUGUUUCCAAUUAUUAUUAUAACUUUAUUUAAUUAUGGUUGUCCCUAUCUAGUCUGAGGUCCAUUCAGGAAACUUCCUAAUAUAACUGUGAAAAAGUUUUCCUUAUCCAUUUGGUUAUAGCUUCUCCACUUUAAAAUACAUAGAACUCAACACCUGUGUGGCUUGCCCAAUACAGUGGUGCCUCGCAAGACGAAAUUAAUCCGUUCCGCGAGAGUCUUCGUCUAGCGGUUUUUUCGUCUUGCGAAGCAACCCUAUUAGCGGCUUAACGGAUUAGCGCUAUUAGCGGUUUAGCAGCUAUUAAAGGCUUAUCGGUUUAUCGGAUUAGCUGCUAAAAGGCUAUUAAAGGCUUAGCGGCUUAGAUAAAGGGGGGAAAGCGGAAAAAAAAUCUCAAGACUCGCAAGACAUUUUUGUCUUGCGAAGCAAGCCCAUAGGGAAAUUCGUCCUGCGAAGCAACUCAAAAACGGAAAACCCUUUCGUCUAGCGGGUUUUCCAUCUUGCGAGGCAUUCGUCUUGCGGGGCACCACUGUAUUGCUUACAGUUCUCACUUCUUAGGCAGUAUUUGUCAUGUGACAAAGAGACAUGCGAGCAGAAGCAGCAAAGCAGGCUGGGAAGUGCUGGGACUGCACAGUCAUUUGAGCCUACUAAAAUUAUUCAGGCCUAACUGCUAACUGUUGAGUCAUUCUAACAUGUGACUUAGUAGCCAGCUUCUUUUUGUGUUCUCUGUAAGAUGUCAAUGAGAGUCUGUCUGCCUCCGUUGUGAACAGAGUCAGUAUGUAAUCUCAGUCAAACUGUUUGGAACCAAGUUGUUUAUGAAGAAGUUUAUUUUAACUAAGUAAAGCUAUUAUUUUUUAAAACUCUGCAUUAUUAAUUUACGCUGCGUGUCAGUGUCAGGAACCAAGCUACCACACUGAUCUUUCCUUCCUAGCUUACCUGGCAGGUUAAGUCUAGCAAAAAUAGAAUUCCACUCUGGUCCAAGGCAGACAUUUCCACUGAUAUUAAUGACCAAACCCAUCAAGUUCCUGAGUGGGUCAGCUGAUCAUAUGAUUGACUACACCAUGUGACUAAAACUCACAAAAAUUCAGCUGAGCCAUACCUAAAAUACACAUUGCAAAUAAUUCUGGACACUGCACACUGAACCCACUAUAUCCACUAAACAAAAAUGAUUGAUGCAACCAUCUUCAAUUCAUCUGAACUGCAUUUUUCCAAUCUUGAUUUUCAGUUGAAGAAAAGUUGACAUAAGGUUUGUGUUGACUUGAAACUUUUAUUAUAUUUAGAAUAAACUUUCCAUGUGGGAUUUAUUUUUUCCUAGACUUCAGAAAACAGACACACUGCUGUUUCCAUCUUGCUUUUGCUCCUGAGACUACCCUCAUAUUUCAGUCAUAAAUCUGUCAUGCAAUCACACUGAAUGUGUUAAUUGAUAUCACAUUUCCAUGUCUCUGUUGCAAUAUUUGUUGGAUGCUAAUCCUUUAAAAUUACUAUUUGCACAUUGCCAUAUGUGCCACAUAAACACAGAUAUUUAAAAUAGUGACUUAACUAGAUUAAUAUCCAAAGUAAAUAUAUUAUUAAAAAAUUAUCUGUAGCAUAUGAACCAUUGCACUCUUAUUGUCUGAAUGAUUAAAUGGAAGGAAGUUCCAUUGAGUCCAGUGGAACGUACUACAAAGUAAGUAUGCAUAAGUGUCUUGCAUAGGAGAGCUGCUAUAAAGUCCAGUCCUAUGCAUGUUUAUUUAGAAAUCCCGUUCUUUUCAACAGUAUUUUACACAAAUAAAUAUGGAUUAGAUUGUAGCCUGGCGAAAUUGGCCUGCAAAGAGCAGGGAGGAUUACAUGAAGACAGGAAUUGUUGUAUUUGAAUAGUGCAGCAAGACUUUGUACAGUGUUGACCCGAGCUGGUGCGUAUGUGUGUGCUGGCAGGCUGCUGGCAUAUAUAAACAGCAUGCAGUGGUGGUAAUUACAAGAAGAUUUAUUGUCUAUAGUCUUCUUCCUUUCUUUUUACAAUCUUUUAUUUAUUUUUUAAUAUAUUUUUAUUAAUUUUCCCUUUUUAUAAUAUUAAUUACAUAUUUAUAAAACUCUUUCAUUAUUUGCUCAUACGAGCUGUUGACUUCCGUCCAUCCCGCCUCAUGGUUUUCAUAAUUCCAAUUUUACCUCAUAGCAUUUGUAUGUUUACGUUUCCCUCCUUCAUUUUACCACAUAUUUUUAAUAAAUGUAAAAUGGUAAUAAACAUUAAUGUUACAAGUCUUCUUACAACAACCCUGCUAGUGUUGUUAGUUGUUCUUCAUCAUCUGGACUGCUAAAGGUUCCCCAUGCUUGUUCUACAAAUUAUUAUUAAUAAUAAUCAUAGUUACUCUCCCAUACUCUCCCAUUUACAAUCCUGUUAUGUCAAGGAGCUCAUGAAUAUUUCAGUUUCUACUUGUAGUCAAAAGAAGCCUGUGAAAGGAACUGGUCCAAGAGGCCAUGAUUUGCCCAACGCCACCUGAUGAACUUCAUGGCUUGGAAGGUCUCCUCAAAACAAUACCAAGUAUGGAACUACCUCUCAGCUUCAUUUAUUAAGUGUACAAAUCACUUCCCGCACUGUAAUGUCCCAAAGCAAUUCACAAGAAUAAAAUACAGUGAAACAGUAAUAAAUAAAUAAUUGCUUAACUAUAUUAAGACAUAUAACAAGGGUGUCUCUGGACAUUAAAUUGAGGCUCAUACAAUAAAAAAAAUAGUAUUUAGAAUAUGCUGGAUCCCAUUAUGAUUGUUUGUUCUCUGAGGGCUUUUAGUCUGAAGGCUGUUUAAAGUUUUUUUUGUUUUUUUUUAAGUGGGAUAAAGGAAUGGAUACAUGGAUGGAUUUUAACCUGUAACGAACUUCCCAGUUUUUACAAUAUGUUGUUGUUUAGUCGUUUAGUCGUGUCCGACUCUUCCUGACCCCAUGGACCAAAGCACUCCAGGCACUUCUGUCUUCCACUGCCUCCCGCAGUUUGGUCAAACUCAUGCUGGUAGGUUCAAGAACACUAUCCAACCAUCUCGCCCUCUGUCGUCCACUUCUCCUUGUGCCCUCCAUCUUUCCCAACAUCAGGGUCUUUUCUAGGCAGUCUUCUCUUCUCAUGAGGUGGCCAAAGUAUUGGAAUUUCAGCUUCAGGAUCUGUCCUUCCAGUGAGCACUCAGGGCUGAUUUCCUUAAGAAUGGAGAGUUUUGAUCUUCUUGCAGUCCAUGGGACUCUCAAGAGUCUCCUCCAGCACCAUAAUUCAAAAGCAUCAGUUCUUCGGCAAUCAGCCUUCUUUAUGGUCCAGCUCUCACUUCCAUACAUCACUACUGGGAAAACCAUAGCUUUAACUAUACGGACCUUUGUUCGCAAGGUGAUGUCUCUGUUUUUUAAGAUGCUGUCUAGGUUUGUCAUUGCUUUCCUCCCAAGAAGCAGGCGUCUUUUAAUUUCGUGACUGCUGUCACCAUCUGCAGUGAUCAUGGAGUCCAAGAAAGUUAAAUCUCUCACUGCCUCCAUUUCUUCCCCUUCUAUUUGCCAGGAGGUGAUGGGCCCAGUGGCCAUGAUCUUCGUUUUUUGGAUGUUGAGCUUCAGCCCAUAUUUUGUGCUCUCCUCUUUCACCCUCAUUAAAAGGUUCUUUAAUUCCUCCUCACUUUCUGCCAUCAAGGUUGUGUCAUCUGCAUAUCUGAGGUUGUUGAUAUUUCUUCCGGCAAUCUUAAUUUCAGCUUGGGAUUCAUCCAGCCCAGCCUUUCACAAGAUGAAUUCUGCAUAUAAGUUAAAUAAGCAGGGAGACAAUAUACAGCCUUGUCGUACUCCUUUCCCAAUUUUGAACCAAUCAGUUGUCCCAUACCCAGUUCUAACUGUAGCUUCUUGUCCCACAUAGAGAUUUCUCAGGAGACAGAUGAGGUGAUCAGGCACUCCCAUUUCUUUAAGAACUUGCAAUAGUUUGCUGUGGUCGACACAGUCAAAGGCUUUUGCAUAGUCAAUGAAGCAGAAGUAGAUGUCUUUCUGGAACUCUCUAGCUUUCUCCAUUAUCCAGCGCAUGUUUGCAAUUUGGUCUCUGGUUCCUCUGCCCCUUCGAAAUCCAGCUUGCACUUCUGGGUAAAGGUGAAGGUUGUCGUUGUUUAGUCAUUUAGUCGUGUCCGACUCUUCGUGACUCCAUGGACCAGAGCACACCAGGCACUCCUGUCUUCCACUGCCUCCCGCAGUUUGGUCAAACUCAUGCUGGUAGCUUCAAGAACACUAUCCAACCAUCUCGCCCUCUGUCGUCCCCUUCUCCUUGUGCCCUCCAUCUUUCCCAACAUCAGGGUCUAUUCCAGGGAGUCUUCUCAUGAGGUGGCCAAAGUAUUGGAGUCUCAGCUUCAGGAUCUGUCCUUCCAGUGAGCACUCAGGGCUGAUUUCCUUAAGAAUGGAUAGGUUUGAUCUUCUUGCAGUCCAUGGGACUCUCAAGAGUCUCCUCCAGCACCUCCAGGUGAAGGUAAACCAUUUCAAAAAUAGAAGUUGUUAGGUGCACAAACAGGACAGGGCAAUGUUCUGGGAUUUAAAAUUAGGCCACAACAUUAUUGAUUCCAGGUGUACGUUGGAUUUGGCUUAGGCAUUAGAGGGCUGGUGGAGGGCAGGCACAUGAUAGAGUCUGUCUGAGGACAUUCUUUAUCUGCUCCUUUUCUUUUUAAUAGACGAAAUAAGUCUGAUGUUGGAUUUAAAGGAUUUCAUGCAAUGCCUUCUCUGCCAAAGCUGUGGAUAUUGCUAUGGGGAAGGCAAAUCCAAUAUUAAGUUUGUAUUGAGCUUAUCUGGUGCACAGGGGGCAUUUCAGUUGAUGCAAUGACCCUGCAAAAACGUAAGUUGUUCGGUGAACAAACUGGGCAGGACAGUAUUCUGGGAUUUAAAAUUGGGCCACAACAUUUUUGAUUCCAGGUGUCGGUUAGAUUUGGCUUAGGCAAAAAUGGGGCCAAUCUGUUUACAGGCAAAUGGCUUCCUGGUUCUGAAAACAGCAACCAUUAUAAAACUACCAGUAUCCUAGGAAGCAAAAUAUUAAUAUACAAAACCCACGGCAUUACUGAAUAAGGUGGGAAAGGAGGGGUGUUUUUCAGCCAACUGGGAUUGGGAACAGCCAGCCUGUGGGAGGGAUUCAAGACUGGAGUGAAGCCCCGUCCACUUAGCCUGGCUGUAUUGGCCAGAAUUCAAAUAAAUGGAUGGUGGAAAAGCCUGCCAAUCCAAGUGGCCGACGUAGGAAUUCCCCAGCUGCCGGCCAUCUUGUCACAGUGUUGCUUCCUGGGGGUCAGAGCCUGCCACGAUGGGCCACAACAGCUGCCCAGCCCAUGUCUGUGUAAGCUGCCAUUCUCUCUGGCCACCUCCUUGUUAGUAUUUUGUGGGAGGGAUUCAAGUGUACACUGGAGAUUUAGGUUGGUGCAGUUAAAGUGGAUUAAAGUGCUCUGUCAUCCAGCUUGCUCCUUAAAGUCCAGAUAUAAUCUAACUUCUGCAUAAGCAAGCAAAUCAAGAUGAAUGCCCGAUAAGUAGUUUAUCAGGCGGAGCUCACUGAUCCCUACUCAAGUUGUUGACUAUGCCUUCUGUCUAAGAUCAAUCUUCAUCUGUUCUUCUUUUUUAAAUAGAUAACCAUGUCCACUCUGUGGCUGCUUGGUCUUUUCCUAUUCGCUGUGGUGCGGACCAUGGUUGGCCUCACCAACUCUUGAUUCCAGAGGUAGGUUGGAUUUGGCUUAGGCAUUGGAGGGCUGGUGGAGGGCUGGCACAUGAUAGAGUCGAGCCUAGGAUUCAUGGGUCCUCCUCAAGGCACAGGUCUACACAGAUGACUAUGCCUUCUGCCUUAGAACAAUCUUCAUGUGCUCUUCUUUUUUAAUUGAUGACCAUGUCCACUCUGUGACCCAGUGUUGCUGUUAUAGAACUCAGCAGGAAGGAGGGUGAGGACAAAGGCAGAAUUAGUUGACUUUGCCUAUCAUUGGCAAAUAUCAUUUGUAUUUUGAAAACAUAUAUAUAUAAUAUAUUUGUGUAAAAUUCCAGGUAGCUCCAAAAGGGUUCUAAGGAAUCUGAAAUUCCUCAAAGGCUUGAAGACUUAUGAUGAAGAUAAUAUUCCACCAGCUGUAAUGAAAAGAAGUAGAAAGAAGUUCAACAGCCACUUGGACUUUCAGCCAGCUGUCAUAGAGAAUGUAUCAUCUGCCUACGAAGGCUUGUGCAAAGGGUUGAGGACCACGGAAGAGCAGGACCUUGUUGCAAAGGUGAUGGCCCCAAAACGCGAACGACACAGAGAAGCUGAAGGUUUGCUCCCUGUACAAAUGCAGAAGCUCAAUACAAACAAGCAGAACGCAAUAAGGUGAUUGACCACUUCCAGGACCUGAAGGAUGAAGAAAUGAAUACCCGGAAGAAAGAACUCAGGAACAACACUGACGUCUGCUCUGAGAAGCCGGACAGGGCUGAAAAGCUGAACAGUGGAUUGGGAGGAAAGAAAGCUAGGAAGGACGGAAGCAGCACGCUUGCCAAGAAUUCAGCACACUGACCUCACCAGGGGUGUCUUGUUAUCUUCAGGGACGGUGGCUAAUCUGGGAGCCUUUACCGUUGUGACCAUACAGAAUGUCAGAAGAAACAGUGGGUUUUGUGCUAGGAGGAGAAAGUCCCAUUCUCUACUGAUUUCAGCCUGAGUAACACUUAUGGGGAACCAGUCAAGAUCUGUGCCUGGCUGAUUGCCGGACUGCCCAUUGAUUCCUUUUCGAUUGACAAUGGUGAAUGGAAUCUGGUCACAGGUCGUGACCUCCAAUACCUGAGACCAGAUUCCAUUCACCAUUGGUCAUCCUCCAAUGCCUGAGACCAGAUAAAAUCAUCCUGGCCACCCAACUCUUCAUCACAGACAACAUGGGGAAGAUAUAUUUCAAAGCCCCAGAGUGGGAAUGUUUUGUAGAAUCCUUUGGCACGUACCACGUAAGAGAGCAAAGGUGUGGAUAAAGUACUUUUUCACACAGUGCCUAGUAAAACGUUGGGAUUCUCUCCCCCAAGAAAUAAUGAUGGCCAUCAACCUGGAUGGCUUUAACAGUGGAUUAGGCAAAUUCAUGGAAAACAAGGCUAUCAAUGGCUGCUAGCCACAAUGGCCAUUUUCUCCCUCCGCUAUCAGGGACAGUAAAUGCCUCUGAAUACCAGUUGCUGGGAAUCACAAUAUCUAGCAAACCUGCUUACAAGUGAUGGUUCUUAAAAUACACUUAGCAUUACAUUGUAUAUUUCUUUUUAUUGAAAUAUUUCUUUCUUUGCAUUCAGCACAGGGAAGUGAUGAGAUUGAUGAGUUUUCCCAGAAAGAGGAAGAAAAGGCACCACUGCCACAUCUCUCGCCCAACUCUUUGCCUUGGCAUUUCAUUCAACUUUGCUUCUGGCUUUCCCCAGUUCCUACCAUAGCUUUCAUUUUCAGGUCAGGGUCAUGGGUUCAAGCCCCUGCAUUGCAUGCUGUUGAACUAGAUGACCCUCUAUUCCAUUCUAACUCUAUGAUUCUUUGAUUCUGUGACUUCAUAAUCCGUCCAUUCCUGUGUAAAGUCUUCCUUGCCCUCUGCCUUCCCCUCUCUGCCCCAGAUGUUAAUCUUCUUGUGGUUUUAGGCCUCAUCUGCGCCAUAUAUUUAAAGCACUAUCAUACCUAUUUACACAGUCUAAAAUCCUGAGAACUGGAGUUUAUUAAGGGUGCUGAGAGGUUAGUUCCUCUUCCUAGGGAACUCUGGAGCUUGCAGCUCUGUGAGGGGAAAACAGUUAUUGGAUUUUAGGCAUAUAUUGACUGAUUACAAAAGUCUGCUACCUUCAGUUUUAUUUUAUUUUUUCCCUUUUUUGUUGUAAGUUGCUGUUUAUUUGUCAGGAUACACACACAAGUCCCUUUUUGUUUAUUUUGUAUGGGACAGACAGCCACAGCAGCAUAGAAAGCAGUAGGAUAGAUAAGGCACAACUUCAAAGGAGAAGGCUAUUGCUGUAGUCAGUUGGACAGGAAGAAAUGACAGUAUUGGAUAUAGAAGAAAAGAGGAUGCAUCAAAUAUGAAACAUGGACUGCAUGUCUGAAUAAUUGUUCCACCCCUGAGCUUUUGCCAUAACCAGAUAGUAAUAUUGGCUCGGCUAAUUAGGCCACACAAUACCUUACUGCACCAGCUCACUUGCCUUAUGGAUAUGCUUUGCAGUAUUCAAGCUUUUAGUUCCUUUAAGGCCAGAACUCAAAAGAUGGAGAGUCAAAGGAGAACAACAUAUAUCUCAUGCAGUGAAUGGGCCGGACACAUUUUAGAGGACGUGUGCAAUGACUGACAUUCUGGGGGAAAGUAACUCAGGCCUCUUAGAAUGAUGUUUCCACAGAUACCACACAAGAAACUAUUCGGCCUUACCAGAGAUCAAAGAACAGGACUCUGCAUUUCUGCCUUGUGGAAUUUUCUGAAGGGAUAAAGGAGUACCUAAGUUGUGCUUUCAAGACAUCUGCAAGUAAAAGGUUUCUUACUUGAGCCAGACCCUGUUGACACAAGUGCUACCAAGAGCACAAAACACUUGGAGAAGUGUUCAUAAGCUGCUGUUCCUCGCAUCACUCUAUUCAAAGGAAACAGCUCAGGCUGACCUGUGUUAUUCCCAUGGCAGCCCGAGACACCACUGUCCUGAUAACCUUAGGUGGGUUAUCCCAUGCUUUGUCUGGAGUUUGUCUGCCCCAUUGUAAGACUCAGCUGCCAGCUCAAUUGGCUGCUGUAUGUGGAAUGGGAUUGAAGAGGCACCGUUUUGUUUUUGCUUUUUGCUUCAAUCAGCAAAAUGUAUUAGUCUGGCUCUGCAUAUUGACUGAUAGUAAACUGUUCCUAUUGAUAAUAAUGCAACUUUUGCUGCAUUUGAAAGCCGUUUACCCUUUUCCAACUUUCAGGCUGACGACUUAUUCAUGGGGCCAGUUCAGCCUUGUUUGGAAUUUCUUCGCCAUCAUUGCAGGGUCAUGGCUAAGACGUCCCCCAUCCAUCUCACACUUUCCAUGAUGACACUGUAUAUUGCUUUGCUUGAUAAGGAUCCUGUGAACUUCAUCUUCCCGCUCGCCCACCUCCACCUUGUUGCGCCCUAAGACUGAGGGAGCAACUGCGUUAGUUCUCCCAUCUCAUUUGGGCCCUAGAAAGAUAUGGAAAUGUCAUGGAGGAAGCCCAUGUUGAGCUGCGUCCAGCUUAAAGUGCAGAGCACACUGGUAUGUGCAUGGAAAGAAAUGAACUGGGGAAACUUAAAACUGUAGUAAAGCACAUGUGCUGCAGUUCUGGACUUUUUGUUCUGGAAUUAUUCUACUUCACCCAGAAUUCAGGAAGAGUGGGAUGUAGGAAUGCUCUGGCACAAACCAGAAGAACAGCUGUACAAACCUAUAAAAUGGAAAGUUGUAAUAGGUGAAGUCAUCUGGCCUCCCUAGGCUAACCAUUUCUCUUUACCUGUCACCUAUUUCCAUAUGAAAUGCGUCUUGCACUGAAGUCCAUAGGGGUAUCUUCACCUACAACCUAGGUUUAGAUCUACUCCAGAUUCUCAAUAUAGUGCAUCUAACAAAAUGAUUUUGAAAGUCCAUAUUCACUUUGACCUUGUCAUACCACAGAUAUCCAUGUCACCCAAACCUUAAAUCAUGACUCUCUAAUUCCAAAAUCCCCUAUUUCUUAGGAUCACUCACUCCUUCAUCCACGCUAAGCAAUAGGUGGCAAAAUACAAUUUCUAAUCAGGCAGUUCCAAUCCUCCCCUUUGCUUUACAUCUUGCAGUACUUUCAUUUUAACUUGUGGUUUUUUUCAUUGCCAUAACACUUAGAUAAACCCCUUUUGCCAUUCUUUAAAUAGUGAAUCAGUCGCAAGAGGUAUUAUUUGAAAUAAAAAUAUCAUGCUAGGCAAAACAUUCAUUUUUAUCACUGAAAUUUUGCCUAGCAAUGACAAUUUUAACUUUUCCCAUCUUGGCAUAAUAAUCCAAGACAGGGGUGCCAGAUUACAUCACAAUCCAAUGUUAAGUUUAUAUUGGGGUUAUCUGGUGCACAGAGGGCAUUUCAGCAAAUGAGCUGCAAAUAGGUAAGUUGUUAGGUGAACAGCCUAGGCGGGAAAGUGUUCUGGGAUUUAAAAGCUGUCUAAAAACAAUAUUCAUCUGCUUUUCUUUUUUCAUAGAUUACGAUGUCGAUUUUCUGGAUAAUUCUCUUGGUGUCAAUUUCUGGCACCAAGCAUGCUGAGGUAAGAAAAAAAUGUGGCUAGCAUAGGGCUUGCUGAUACGAAGGUCUGCAGUUUGAAUCCCCGUGACGGGGUGAGCUCCCGUUGCUCGGUCCCUGCUCCUGCCAAACUAGCAGUUCAAAAGCAUGUCUAAGUGCAAGUAGAUAAAUAGGUACCGCUCUGGUGGGAGGGUAAACGGCGUUUCUGUAUGCUGCUCUGGUUUGCCAGAAGCGGCUUAGUCAUGCUGGCCACGUGCCCGGAAGCUGGACGCCACCUCCCUCAACCAGUAAAGCGAGUUGAGCGCCACAACCCCAGAGUCGUCCGCGACUAGACCUAACAGUCAGGGGUCCUUUUACCCUUUACCUUUAAAGGUAAAACAUUUGCAUUUAUUGCUAAAAAUGUCUAAAAACGCCCCCGCCCUUUCACUGGCAGAGGAAGAGGAGUGCAGGGGGAGCACACCACCCCCGGCAGCAUGAUCCUGGCAGGGUGCCAUUGCAGCUGCCCCCGCGCUGGGCACCCCACCCCCACAGGCAGCGCUUACCCCCCCCCCGACCCACGCCCCGCCCGCCUUCUCUCUGCCCCCGGUGCCGGAGCAUGAAGCUCCUCCAUUGCCCCUUUUGGGGUCACAAGAGAGUGAGUGUGAUGCAGUUAGCGUGUUAGGCCGGGGGAGACCAGGGCUAUCAAAUCCCUACUGAGAAUAUAUUUGAUGUCAUUACAGGAGGAGUGCGAGAGCGACCUGGUGGAGCGAAUGCCCGCCCUGGAAGGUCCGUUUUUGGCUCUCCAGACCAUGAAGUUGACAAAUACCUCAUUUGUCAACUGCAUAAACGAUCCAUCAGGACCUGUCAAGUUGGGCAUGGAAAACGUGACAAAAAAGCCAGAAAGGAAACAUGAUUCAACUGGAAGCGGUAAUUUAAUUUUUUAAUCCUCUAUUGGGAGGGGUUGUCAUGUGUUUCUUUGUUGAUACUGAGCAUUUUCAUCGUAUCACUUUAUAUUAUAUAUUCAGACAUUCAACCAGUAGACUUUAGUCCAUUAGGGCAAGUGGGGAACUGCCCUAAAAAGCUAAGCCUCUGUUAGCCAGCCCCCAUCUGCUCCUGUUCCUCCUUAGACCCAGUGUUGCUGUUAUGGAACUCAGCAGCAAGGAGGGUGAGGACAAAGCCAGAAUUAGUUCACUCUGCCUGUCAUUGGCUCUAAUUCCCCACUACUGUUGACUCUCCCGUAUUCUGCCCUACAAGUGAAAUGGGCAUCAGCCCCUCCCCCUGCAUUCAAUGCAAUAAAAUGAACCAUAGAUGCAAGUGUCAUUUUAUGACCUUAUCCAUUGCCUUUUGCUUAAGAAUCACAGGGAUGCUCCAAAAACUAUUAUAGGGGAAAGAACAGGAAGGUUGAAAAUCUUCCAGAUUUUUAAAAUGAGAUAUUUAUAUUUUGAAAACAUUUUAAUAUAUAUGUAUUUAUUUGAAAUUUCAGGUAGUUCCAAAAUGGUAGUAAGGCACCUGAAAUUCCUCGACUCCUUGAAGACUUCUGACAAAGAGAAUUUCCUCCCAGCUGUAAUGAAGAGAAGUAGAGAGAAGGUGUGGACUUUCAGCCAGGUGGACUUUCCCCCAGCUUUCAUAGAGCCAGCUGUAUCAUCUGCCCGCAAAGGCGUGUGCCAAGGAGUUGGAUCCAUGGAAGCGUACGACCAGGUGGCAAAGGUGGUGGCCCCAAAACAUCAAGAACUCAGGAAAGAGGAAGGGUUGCUCACUCUGCUGAUGCAGAAGCUCAAUAUGGACAGAGACGAACUAAAGAAAGUAAUUGACCGUCUCCGGGACCUAAACGAUGAACUUGAAUCACUUAAUAAACGGCAAAAAGAACUUGAAAAGAGGAUUGAGGACUACUCUCUGAAGCUGCAAAGGGCUGAAAAGAUGAGCUUGGGAGGAAAGGAGGAUAGGGGCACGGAAGCAGCAAGCUAUAAUCUUUCCAUUAUCAAGGUGUCUGACUCCACUUACGUAAGGACCUUGGAGAACGCCAUCCAGUUUGGAACCCUAGUCUUGCUUGAAAAUAUCGGCGAGGAAGCGUUGGGUGACCUCUCAGAGCCAGUGCUGCUAAUGGCAACUUUCAAACAACAGGGUGUAGAGUACAGGAGACUGAGUGAGAACGUUCUUGAGUACUCAAGCAAUUUCAAGUUUUUACUCAAUGGAUUUCUAGUGGAAUACUACUUGGAGGAGUCUGACCACGUCACCAAGGAGCCCAUGUCUCUGGUUAUGUUGAAACAGGUAGAUUUUAUGGAAAUUUGUAUCUGUUUUCAUUAUCUGCCAUAUCUGUUGCAAGCUCAGUAUUAUGAACAGAGACUGAGAGAGAAGGUUCUUGAGUACUCAAGCAAUUUCAAGUUUUUACUCAAUGGAUUUCAAGUGGAAUACUACUUGGAGGAGUCUGACCACGUCACCAAGGAGCCCAUGUCUCUGGUUAUGUUGAAACAGGUAGAUUUUAUGGAAAUUUGUAUCUGUUUUCAUUAUCUGCCAUAUCUGUUGCAAGCUCAGUAUUAUGAACAGAGACUGAGUGAGAACGUUAUUGAGUACUCAAGCAAUUUCAAGUUUUUACUCAAUGGAUUUCUAGUGGAAUACUACUUGGAGGAGUCUGACCAUGUCACCAAGGAGCCCAUGUCUCUGGUUAUGUUGAAACAGGUAGAUUUUAUGGAAAUUUGUAUCUGUUUUCAUUAUCUGCCAUAUCUGUUGCAAGCUCAGUAUUAUGAACAGAGACUGAGAGAGAACGUUAUUGAGUACUCAAGCAAUUUCAAGUUUUUACUCAAUGGAUUUCAAGUGGAAUACUACUUGGAGGAGUCUGACCACGUCACCAAGGAGCCCAUGUCUCUGGUUAUGUUGAAACAGGUAGAUUUUAAGGAAAUUUGUAUCUGUUUUCAUUAUCUGCUGUAUCCUUUGCAAGCUCAGUAUUAUUAACAUACUAUUAACAUACUAUUAAUAACAUAUUAUUGUUGAAAGACAAUAGCUGUCGACACACCAAGGCCCAUGACUUUCUCCAAAGAAUCCUGGGCACUGUAUCUUUCAGAGCUACAAUUCCCAGCAUGCUUAACAAACUACAGUUCCUGAUUAGUUAGAAAGCAAAAUCACCUGCAGAUUCUGGUACCUAGUUGCCCACUAAAAUGUUGGUGCAUUUUUGUUUUGAUUUUUUUUCCUGAAUUUGAAUGAUUAUGAAAUGUGGUGAACUGAAGAUUGGAACAGUAAGGAAUUAAUAUGUAGAUUAUGCCCUCUUCCUUGGUUGUCCUUAGAUUGCAAUAAUGCCAAAGGAGCUUCCAGCUCUUCAGCUGAAAUGGAUUCAGACCUCCGCAGAAACGGAGAAAUUGGUAGUCCUCUUAGAAAAAGAAACCAUUGAGGUUUCGGAUGCCAAGGAGCAGCUAGUGGGUGCAGAUGAAAAGGAAACUAGUGAAGCUGCAGCUCUUGCCCAGGGUAUUCAGGUCAUUGUGCUGUGCAGCCUGGUGCUCCCUGCCCAUCCUCUGCUAUGCCAACUUACCUGAGAUUAAGCCCCUUUGAACCCAAGAAGACUGAAAAAAAUUGCACACACAGGACUGCACUGUCAGCACAUGAUGUGCCUUCCACAGUUGGUUUUUAAUGAAAGAGCGGCAAUUAAGAGGGGAUGUUCACACAUGAUGUUGCUGAGAGGGGAUUCAACCCCUUGUGGCCCCUCACCCGUUCUGAUCUGCCUCCCAAGGUUGCUAUUUACCCCAGAGUUAAAAGUAAUAUUGAGUUAAAAAUGCCCUCCUUUUGUGGUGUCAUAAGUGAGUGAUGCAGCUGAGUGUUAGGCCAGGGGUUAGGGUUAGGGUUAUUGUUUCACUGGACUGUUCAUCCUGACUAUGUGGUAUAUUUGAUAUGAUUACAGGAGGAGUGCGAGGGAGACCUUGCCGAGGCAAUGCCAGCCAUGAACACUCCCCUGAAUGAAACUACACAUUCUGGGGAAGAAUAACUCAGACCUCUUACAAUGAUGUUUCCACAAAUACCACACAAGAAACAAUUCAGCUUUAACAGAGAUCAAAGAACAGGACUCUGCAUUUCUGCCUUGUAGAAUUCUCUGAAGUAAUAAAGGAGCACCUAAGUUGUGCUUUCAAGGCAUCUGCAAGAAAAAGGUUUCUUACUUGGGGCAGACUCUGUUGACACAAGUGCCCCCUUCUUUCUUUUUAAAUCACCCCUCCAAUCUUCCCUUAGCAGAGGGCGGGCGAGAUGUAAAGUGGACGCCUGCCAAUUUUUAAUUUUAAAACCAUUCUGGGGUGUAAAACUGUGUGAUUGUUCUUGCUUAGUCGAUCCUGAAGAAAAGAGCUUCUGGUUUUAUUACUGGUCACGAGUGUGGGGUGAAAAAGAAAGACAGACGGGGGUUCGGGGGGAAUGACAGCAGUGGCCACAAACAUUUUAAUCUCCCACCACGCUUAAAUGUAAAGCCUGCAAAACCAGAAGCGUUUGUGGCUUGGUUUGGCGAUUUUGUUGCUUUAAUGCAAAGAUCCAAUUUAGCAGUUUCAAGUUCAGGGCCAAGGUCAAAUAUACAGGUUAGUAUAUAAAGCCUUUAACAGCUUGCCCCUAGUUUACUUGUGAGAUUUCCUUAUCCUAUAUAUGCCCAUGCAACUGCUUGGAUCUGUGGAACUGGCACUGUUACAAGUGCCACAUAAUACUUGAUCUGCAUUUGUAAGAAAUAGAUAUUUUCAGAUGGAGCUCCCAAGCAGGUACCUGGGUGUAAAUAUACACCCAGAUUUAGGCAAGCCCUAUCAGAACCAUGGACAGGUCCUGUGACCUCCAGUGGCUACAGUUUUCUCUUGAUUGUGGUUAAUGGGUGGAUGUUGUCUCAGCAAAGAGGUUGAGGUUGGCAAACCCUGCCCUGCAAUUAGCCCUGCCUUUGCAGAGGAGCUGGCUGUGUUCUUUAAAGGGCUGUUGUCCACUUCCAUAACUGCUAACAUCUACAAGGCUGAAAGAUGAAAUGCUACUGGGGACUCAUCCUAAGGGUUUGAGUCACAAACCCCACCUCAGCCCACUCACAAAGGGCCAUCACAAACCCCACCUCAGCCCUCUCACAAAGCACCAUCACAAACCCCACCUCAGCCCACUCACAGACGACUAUCACAAACCCCACCUCAGCCCAAUCACAAAGCACCAUCAAAAACCCCACCUCAGCCCACUCACAGACGACUAUCACAAACCCCACCUCAGCCCUGUCACAAAACGCCCUCACAAACCCCAUAGUAUAUUGGGAUUUGUGACAAAACUCCAUCAUCCCUAGUAAUGCAAGGCCAGCUAACAUAUGGCUGCUUAUUAAAAGUGUCCCACUGUAGGUUCCAGUUCCCCCCUGUGCCCACUGUAUUAGGGCUCCGGUCACCUUGUGAGCAGAGUCUUAUUUAGUCUUCUGUUUUAAUCAGAAGGUAUCUCUGCAUUCUCCAUAAACAUCUUACCAUUUUCAUUCCAAUGCGUUGUUUCUGUUCCAAGGCGAAUCUAACUAUGGUAGGAGAUUACUGGACGACAAGGACAGGCUUCUCCAGCUCUCUGUUCUUUCCAAUUGCAUAUUGUAAAGAUGCAGAAGUCCUGGAAAACUAUCAGCUUUCUCCAGAGGGGGAAUAUUUUGUAAAAAGUCCAUUCUUUUGGGAGGAGUGGUUUGUUGUUCAAGGCCUCCCAAUCACCUUGACUGCACAACAGGGAUUUGCUGGGAUGUGGCUGAAUCCCACCCAAGACUAACGCUGGUCUGGAAGUCCUCUUUACUUUGCUCCCAGUUUUCUUUCUUGGGUUGAGCCCAACUCUUUGCUUUGUCAUUUCAUUCAACUUCGCUUCUGGCUUUCCCCAGUUCCUACCUUGGCUUUCAUUUUCAGGUCAGGGUCAUGGCUUUGAGCCCCUGCAUUGCAGGAUGUUGAACUAGAUGACCCUCUCUUCCAUUCUAGCUCUAUGAUUCUUUGAUUCUGUUAACUUCAUAAUCCGUCCAUUCCUGUGUAAGGUCUUCCUUGCCCUCUGCCUUCCACUCUCUACCCCAGAUAUUAAUCUUCUGGUGGUUUUAGGCCCCAUCUGCACCAUACAUUUAAAGCAAUAUCAUACCUAUUUACACAGUCAUGAAUCCCCCCUCUAAAAUAUUGGGAACUGGAGUUUAUUAAGGGUGCUGAGAGGUUAGUUCCUCUUCCUAGGGAACUCUGGAGCUUGCAGCUCUGUGAAGGGAACACAGCUAUUAGAUUUUGGGCGUAUAUUGACUGAUCACAAAGUUUAUUUGAGUCUGCUACUUUUAUUUUAUUUCCCCCCCUAUUUUGUUUUAUGUUGCUGUUUGAUCAGUCAGGAUACACACACACACACACACACACACACACACAGAUGCACACACUCUUUUCUUUAUUUUCUAUGGGACAGACAGCCACAGCAGCUUAGAAAGCAGUAGGAUAGGUAAGGCACAACUUCAAAGGGGAAAGCUAUUAUUAUAAUCAGUUGGACAGGAAGAAAUGACUGGAUUGGAUAUAGAAGAAAGAAGAGGAUGAGUCAAAUAGGAAACAUGGAUUGAAUAAUUGUUCCACCCCUGAGCUUUUGGAGAGCCAGUGUGGUGUAGUGGUUAAGAGCGGUAGUCUCGUAAUCUGGGGAACCGGGUUCGCGUCUCCGCUCCUCCACAUGCAGCUGCUGGGUGACCUUGGGCCAGUCACACUUCUUUGAAGUCUCUCAGCCCCACUCACCUCACAGAGUGUUUGUUGUGGGGGAGGAAGGGUAAGGAGAAUGUUAGCCGCUUUGAGACUCCUUAAAGGGAGUGAAAGGCGGGAUAUCAAAUCCAAACUCUUCUUCUUCUUCUUCUUUUGCUGUAACCAGAUAGUAAUAUUGGCUUGGCUAAUUAGGCCACACAAUACCUCACUGCACCAGCUCACUUGCCUUAUGGAUAUGCUUUGCAGUAUUCAAGCCUGGCGUGCUCUGGUCCAUGGGGUCACGAAGAGUUGGACACUGCUAAACGACUAAACAACAACAAAUUCAGUCUUUUAGUUCCUUUAAGGCCAGAACUCAAAAGAUGGAAAUUCAAAGGGGAACAACAUAUAUCUCAUGCAGUGAAUGGGCUGGACACAUUUUAGAGGACGUGUGCAAUGACUGACAUUCUGGGGGAAAGUAACUCAGGCCUCUUAGAAUGAUGUUUCCACAAAUACCACACAAGAAACUAUUCGGCCUUAACAGAGAUCAAAGAACAGGACUCUGCAUUUCUGCCUUGUGGAAUUUUCUGAAGGGAUAAAGGAGCACCUAAGUUGUGCUUUCAAGACAUCUGCAAGAAAAAGGUUUCUUACUUGAGCCAGACCCUGUUGACACAAGUGCUACCAAGAGCACAAAACACUUGGAGAAGUGUUCAUAAGCUGCUGUUCCUCGCAUCACUCUAUUCAAAGGAAACAGCUCAGGCUGACCUGUGUUAUUCCCAUGGCAGCCCGAGACACCACUGUCCUGAUAACCUUAGGUGGGUUAUCCCAUGCUUUGUCUGGAGUUUGUCCGCCCCAUUGUAAGACUCAGCUGCCAGCUCAAUUGGCUACUGUAUGUGGAAUGGGAUUGAAGAGGCACCGUUUUGUUUUGGCUUUUUGCUUCAGGCAGCAAAAUGUAUUGGUCUGGCUCUGCAUAUUGACUGAUAGCAAACUGUUCUUAUUGGUAAUAAUGCAACUUUUGCUGCAUUUGAAAGCCAUUUACUCUUUUCCAACUUUCAGGCUGACGACUUAUUCAUGGGGCCAGUUCAGCCUUGUUUGGAAUUUCUUCGCCAUCAUUGCAGGGUCAUGGCUAAGACGUCCCCCAUCCAUCUCACUCUUUCCAUGAUGACACUGUAUAUUGCUUUGCUUGAUAAGGAUCCUGUGAGCUUCAUCUUCCCGCUCGCCCACCUCCACCUUGUUGCGCCCUAAGACUGAGGGAGCAACUGCGUUAGUUCUCCCAUCUCAUUUGUGCCCUAGAAAGAUAUGGAAAUGUCAUGGAGGAAGCCCAUGUUGAGCUGCGUCCAGCUUAAAGUGCAGAGCACACUGGUAUGUGCAUGGAAAGAAAUGAACUGGGGAAACUUAAAACUGUGGUAAAGCACAUGUGCCGCAGUUCUGGACUUUUUGUUCUGGAAUUAUUCUACUUCACCCAGAAUUCAGGAAGAGUGGGAUGUUGGAAUGCUCUGGCACAAAGCAGAAGAACAGCUGUACAUAGCAUUGGCAAUUUCUUAGUGGCAAGCAAUGCACAAAUCUAACAAACCUAUAAAAAGGAAAGUUGUAAUAGGUGAAGUCAUCUGGCCUCCCUAGGCUAACCAUUUCUCUUUACCUGUCACCUAUUUCCAUAUGAAAUGCGUCUUGCACUGAAGUCCAUAGGGGUAUCUUCACCUACAGCAUAGGUUUAGAUCUACUCCAGAUUCUCAAUAUAGUGCAUCUAACAAAAUGGUUUUGAAAGUCCAUAUUCACUUUGACCUUGUCAUACUGCUGAUUUCCAUGUCACCCAAACCUUAAAUCAUGACUCUCUAAUUCCAAAAUCCCCCUAUUUCUUAGGAUCACUCACUCCUUCAUCCACGCUAAGCAAUAGGUGGCAAAAUACAAUUUCUAAUCAGGCAGUUCCAAUCCUCCCCUUUGCUUUACAUCUUGCAGUACUUUCAUUUUAACUUGUGGUUUUUUUCAUUGCCAUAACACUUAGAUAAACCCCUUUUGCCAUUCUUUAAAUAGUGAAUCAGUCGCAAGAGGUAUUAUUUGAAAUAAAAAUAUCAUGCUAGGCAAAACAUUCAUUUUUAUCACUGAAAUUUUGCCUAGCAAUGACAAUUUUAACUUUUCCCAUCUUGGCAUAAUAAUCCAAGACAGGGGUGCCAGAUUACAUCACAAUCCAAUGUUAAGUUUAUAUUGGGGUUAUCUGGUGCACAGAGGGCAUUUCAGCAAAUGAGCUGCAAAUAGGUAAGUUGUUAGGUGAACAGCCUAGGCGGGAAAGUGUUCUGGGAUUUAAAAGCUGUCUAAAAACAAUAUUCAUCUGCUUUUCUUUUUUCUUAGAUUACGAUGUCGAUUUUCUGGAUAAUUCUCUUGGUGUCAAUUUCUGGCACCAGGCAUGCUGAGGUAAGAAAAAAAUGUGACUAGCAUAGGGCUUGCCGAUACGAAGGUCUGCAGUUUGAAUCCCCGUGACGGGGUGAGCUCCUGUUGCUCGGUCCCUGCUCCUGCCAACCUAGCAGUUCAAAAGCAUGUCUAAGUGCAAGUAGAUAAAUAGGUACCGCUCUGGUGGGAGGGUAAACGGCGUUUCUGUAUGCUGCUCUGGUUUGCCAGAAGCGGCUUAGUCAUGCUGGCCACGUGCCCGGAAGCUGGACGCCACCUCCCUCAACCAGUAAAGCGAGUUGAGCGCCACAACCCCAGAGUCGUCCGCGACUGGACCUAACAGUCAGGGGUUCUUUAACCCUUUACCUUUAAAGGUAAAACAUUUGCAUUUAUUGCUAAAAAUGUCUAAAAACGCCCCCGCCAUUUCACUGGCAGAGGAAGAGGAGUGCAGGGGGAGCACACCACCCCCGGCAGCAUGAUCCUGGCAGGGUGCCAUUGCAGCUGCCCCCGUGCUGGGCACCCCGCCCCCACAGGCAGCGCUUCCCGCCCCCAGGACGCACGCCCCGCCCCGCCUUCUCUCUGCCCCCCAGUGCCGGAGCAUGAAGCUCCAGCAUUGCCCCUUUUGUGGGGUCACAAGAGAGUGAGUGUGAUGCAGUUAGCGUGUUAGGCCGGGGGAGACCAGGGCUAUCAAAUCCCUACUGAGAAUAUAUUUGAUGUCAUUACAGGAGGAGUGCGAGAGCGACCUGGUGGAGCGAAUGCCCGCCCUGGAAGGUCCGUUUUUGGCUCUCCAGACCGUGAAGGUGACAAAUACCUCAUUUGUGAACUGCAUAAACGAUCCACCAGGACCUGUCAAGUUGGGCAUGGAAAACAUGACAAAAAAGCCAGAAAGGAAACAUGAUUCAACUGGAAGCGGUAAUUUAUUUUUUUAAUCCUCUAUUGGGAGGGGUUGUCAUGUGUUUCUUUGUUGAUACUGAGCAUUUUCAUCGUAUCACUUUAUAUUAUAUAUUCAGACAUUCAACCAGUAGACUUUAGUCCAUUAGGGCAAGUGGGGAACUGCCCUAAAAAGCUAAGCCUCUGUUAGCCAGCCCCCAUCUGCUCCUGUUCCUCCUUAGACCCAGUGUUGCUGUUAUGGAACUCAGCAGCAAGGAGGGUGAGGACAAAGCCAGAAUUAGUUCACUCUGCCUGUCAUUGGCUCUAAUUCCCCACUACUGUUGACUCUCCCGUAUUCUGCCCUACAAGUCCAAUGGGCAUCAGCCUUCCCCCUGCAUUCAAUGCAAUAAAAUGAACCAUAGAUGCAAGUGUCAUUUAUGACCUUAUCCAUUUCCUUUGGCUUAAGAAUCACCUGGAUGCUCCAAAAACUAUUAUAGGGGAAAGAACAGGAAGGUUGAAAAUCUUCCAGAUUUUUAAAAUGAGAUAUUUAUAUUUUGAAAACAUUUUAAUAUAUAUGUAUUUAUUUGAAAUUUCAGGUAGUUCCAAAAUGGUAGUAAGGCACCUGAAAUUCCUCGACUCCUUGAAGACUUCUGACAAAGAGAAUUUCCUCCCAGCUGUAAUGAAGAGAAGUCGAGAGAAGUUGUGGACUUUCAGCCAGGUGGACUUUCACCCAGCUUUCAUAGAGCCAGCUGUAUCAUCUGCCUGCAAAGGCUUGUGCCAAGGAGUUGGAUCCAUGGAAGCGUACGACCAGGUGGCAAAGGUGGUGGCCCCAAAACAUCAAGAACUCAGGAAAGAGGAAGGGUUGCUCACUCUGCUGAUGCAGAAGCUCAAUAUGGACAGAGACGAACUAAAGAAAGUAAUUGACCGUCUCCGGGACCUAAACGAUGAACUUGAAUCACUUACUAAACGGAAAAAAGAACUUGAAAAGAGGAUUGAGGAAUGCGCUCUGAAGCUGGAAAGGGCUGGAAAGAUGAGCUUGGGAGGAAAGGAGGAUAGGGGCACGGAAGCAGCAAGCUAUAAUCUUUCCAUUAUCAAGGUGUCUGACUCCACUUACGUAAGGACCUUGGAGAACGCCAUCCAGUUUGGAACCCUAGUCUUGCUUGAAAAUAUCGGCGAGGAAGCGUUGGGUGACCUCUCAGAGCCAGUGCUGCUAAUGGCAACUUUCAAACAACAGGGUGUAGAGUACAGGAGACUGAGUGAGAACGUUCUUGAGUACUCAAGCAAUUUCAAGUUUUUACUCAAUGGAUUUCUAGUGGAAUACUACUUGGAGGAGUCUGACCACGUCACCAAGGAGCCCAUGUCUCUGGUUAUGUUGAAACAGGUAGAUUUUAUGGAAAUUUGUAUCUGUUUUCAUUAUCUGCCAUAUCUGUUGCAAGCUCAGUAUUAUGAACAGAGACUGAGAGAGAACGUUAUUGAGUACUCAAGCAAUUUCAAGUUUUUACUCAAUGGAUUUCAAGUGGAAUACUACUUGGAGGAGUCUGACCACAUCACCAAGGAGCCCAUGUCUCUGGUUAUGUUGAAACAGGUAGAUUUUAUGGAAAUUUGUAUCUGUUUUCAUUAUCUGCCGUAUCUGUUGCAAGCUCAGUAUUUUGAACAGAGACUGAGUGAGAACGUUCUUGAGUACUCAAGCAAUUUCAAGUUUUUACUCAAUGGAUUUCAAGUGGGAUACUACUUGGAGGAGGCUGACCACUGUUGGUUUCUGCUUUCCUUCACUGUGCAGCUCUGCUUGUCAUGAGACAGGUGUUUACAUUCCACAGUCUGUACUGUUGGAGUUUCUCACGGGAAAGGGAGACUGGAUGUGACGUACACUGGUUUCCUGUUUUUUCACUGUGUGUUUCUCUCCGAGCUGUGGAGGAGAGAGGAUGCAUUUUUCUGCUCCUGCAGAGACAAGAUGUCUUUCUGUAAUAUACCAGCUUUGAACUGUAAAUAAAGCAAUAUAGAGUAUGUAGCACGUAUUGCUCAUCCUUCCGCUGGGCACAAGACUCUGCUUUAAAUCAACACGUGGUUAUGGACUCCAGAGGUCGAAUCGGAGUGCCGGCAAAGGAUCGGAAUGCAGAGGGACGGAUCGGAAAGGAAUCUGCUCUGCGCGUAGAAGUGAUUGAUGAGGUAUGUGCUACUGCUCCGGGCAGCCUGCCAGCUUCAAGUUAAUGGCUUUAUGGCUGGACUUUGAACUUUUAAAGCCGGUUUUGCCGGGAGUAGGCGAAGGCUCCCAGGCACAAGUCACUAUGCUGGGGAAAUCGAAAGUAACUUUUAAGUGCGCCUUUGUAAUAAGGCAGCUGCAGCAGUGACGCAGCAAGAUUUAAAGCAGCAUAUGACGCUGAAGGCUAAUGCCAGAGUCAUGAUGGCCCUUCAGGAUGCUUGUGGGAUUCCUAAGCUCAACAAGAAAAAUUACAGCGACUGGGUUCAGUAUGCAGAGGCAAUUCUGCGGAAAGAGGGUUUGUUUGAGGUGAUUACAGGAACCCCCCCCAGUUCCAGUUACAGAUGCAUGGGAAGCUAAGGAUUCCAAAGCGAGGGGAACUCUUACAUUGAUAGUAUCCCCAGAAGAGCUCUGUCUAUUGCGUGAUAAGACCUCAGCCAGAGAAAUUUGGGACGCUCUGAGAGAGGCUCACUUAAGGACAGAAGCUGGAUCCACCAUGUUUUACUUUAACAAGCUGCAUAAUAUGGCUCUUGCUGAAGGUGGAGAUGUGCGUUUUCAUCUAAUGGAGAUGCAAAAUCUGAGACAUGAGCUGCAACAGAGAGGACUCAACUUUCCAGAGGCUGUGUAUUCUUUCAUGAUACUACAAUCUUUGGGUUCAGGUUGGGAGUCUGUUGCAACCCAGAUUGCUGUGCAACCAACUGCUCAGCUGACAGUGGACUUUGUUACUGCCGUGAUAUUAAAUGAAGCAGAUCGCCGGGGUGCUAGCUGCAUGGGCAAGGGGGAGUCUUCACAGACGUCAUCCCAUAGUGCAGUGGAACCACCAGAUGGCGCCAAAGCUUUGAAGGCAGUGAAAUGCAACUCGUGUGGACGUCUAGGCCAUAUGAAGAGGGAAUGCAGACAUCCCAGGGCCAAGACAGAGCAGCGCAGCGAAAGCUCAUCGCGCGGAAAAGGCCGAGGCAAAGGCAAAGGUCCGGUGUCUAGGACAACGCAGCACAAGGCUAUGGUUUCACGCUUCACUCCAAAGGUUGCAGAGGUCCAGAAGACGUCUAGAUCUUUCUUCGUUGUUGAUUCAGCGGCCACCCACCACAUGUGCAACGAUAAGAAACUGUUUGUGUCUUUUACACCGCAGGAAGGUGCGAUUCACCAGGCGGAUGACCACACUAUUCCCAGUAAAGGCUACGGAACUGUUGUUCUUCACAGUUUGGACUUAUCGAUACAGAAUGUGCUUUACGUGCCAGACGCCAAACAUAAUCUGCUCAGCGUUGGACAGCUGAAUGAGCGGAACAUUGACGUUUCCUUCAAGAACAAGAAGUGCAUCAUCACAAAGAAAAAUGAUUAUGUAUUGCAUGCAGAAUAUGUUGAUCAUUUGUUUGUUUUGUAUUAUGAUGAUGUGGUGCAGGAUGACACUUGUUGCAUUGCAGGUUCUAACAAAAGUUUACAUGCAGAAUGUAUUCACGAUUUUCAUCGAAAAUUUGGUCAUUUGCAUUUUGAGGCAGUAUCUAAAAUGCCUGCCUUGGUUGAAGGUAUGACUAUUAAACCCUGCAAGUACCACAUGAAGUGCAAAGCAUGCGCAGCAAACAAGGUGAAAAUGGCUGCGAAAGGUAAGGUGUCUAGUAGGAAAGCUACAGAACCAUACCAGGUUGUUCAUGCUGAUUUGGUUGGACCAUUAGCGCCCUCUUUGGGUGGAAAUAGAUACUUCAUGGUUCUCAUUGAUGCAUUUUCUAGAUAUAUUUUUGUGUACAAUCUCAAGCAGAAAUCGGAGGCUUUUCCUAGGUUCAAGGAAUUCUGUGCUUGGUUGGAAAAUGUGCAUGGUAAGAAGAUAAAGACUCUUUUCAGUGAUCGCUGGGGAAUUCACUUCUCAGCAGUUUGAAGCUUUUCUGACUGAGAAAGGAAUUCAACACGAUUUGUCUAGUCCUCGCUCGCCAUGGCAGAAUGGACUUGCGGAACGGGCAAAUCAGACUUUGCUUCAAGGGUUAAAAACCUUGCUGCAUGAUGCCAAUCUUUCAGAGAGUUAUUGGGCCGAAUCUCUCUCGUGUUUUGUUUACAGUUACAAUCGCAGGUUAUCUUCAGCGAUUGGAUGUACCUCUAUGAGAAGAUGUUUGGCAAGAAGCCAUACAUCAAACACAUGAAGAUUUUGGUUCUGACAUGUGGGUUCGCUCACCACAAAACUCCAAGUUAGACAAGCGUGGAUUGCAUGGUAUCUUUCUAGGUUAUCAGAAAGGGUCUUACAGAAUAAUGAUGACUGACUCUAAGACAAUUAAGCUCACAAGAAGUGUUGAGUACAAUGCAAAGUGGGGGGGGGAAUGUGGGAAUUUUCCAAUGUUAUCCUGAUGACGGUGAUGAGACUGAGGAUAGUCAAAAGCAACCACAACAGCCCACACCCACUGAUGAAGGUUCUGAGUCUGAAUCUGAAACUGAAUCGGGUGAUUCAGAGGAUUUCAAGAGUGCGAAAGCCUCUAUGCGACCCUCUGAAAGCUCUGAUCAAGAAUUGGAGGAACCAUUGUUCACAAUAGGUCGUUUUUCUCCUAAGAAGGAAGAGGAGAGUGUUGAAGACUUAAGGCUAAUUCGUAGGUCACAGAGAGCCACAAAGGCAAACCUCCAAAGAGAUUUGCUGAUGAGUUUGCUAAGAUAGCAGUAACAGCUGUUAAAAGCUCCAAGAAGGUAUUUGAACCUUCAAGUUUCCAAGAAAUCCAGGGUUUGGAUUCAAAGGAAGCUGAGCCAUGGUUAAAUGCCAUGAAGGCUGAGCUUGAUUCCUUAGAAAGGAACAAAACAUGGGAGCUAGUUCCAGUAGUUCCAGGAAUGAAACUGCUUGGAAGCAAAUGGGUCUUCAAAGCGAAGACAGAUCAAAAUGGCAAGAUAGUCAGACACAAAGCCAGAUUGGUAGCCAGAGGUUUUGCACAGGUACCAGGUCAAGACUAUCACGAGACCUAUUCACCCACAGUGAGAUAUGAAAGCAUUAGGCUUAUGCUUAAGCUAGCUGCAGAGGAAAAUCUACACAUUAGUCACCAUGAUAUUAAUACAGCUUUUCUGUACGGAUCUCUAGAUGAAUCACUUUAUAUGCUUCCACCUGAUGGCGUACAGGUAAAACAGGGAUUUGUUUGUGCUCUGAAGAAAUCCCUUUAUGGUCUCAAACAAAGUGCACGGUGUUGGCACACAAAACUUACUGAAGUAUUGUUUUCUCUAGGUUUUCAGCAAGGGAAAGCUGAUCCAUGUGUAUUUGUCAAAGAGGAGGGGCAAAAGAAACUGUACUGUUUGUUUUAUGUUGAUGAUUUAUUAUUCUUUUGGAAAGAUGUUGCAAUGUACAAUAGCGCCUUAGCUCAACUGAAAGAGCACUUUGACAUGAAAGAUCUUGGUGAGGUAAACAACUACCUAUCUCUGGAAAUAGAGAGAGAUCAAGAUGGUAACAUUCUAGUACACCAGUCACGGAAAAUUGCUGAUGUGUUAAGCAAACUAAAUCUGAUGGAUGCUAACCCUGUAGACACACCGAUGACAACAGGUUAUCAGGUAGAUGACACUGAAGAAGCAUUUUCUGACACUACACUGUACAGGAGUGUGCUAGGCAAGCUAAACUUCAUUGCCAGAUGUUCAAGACCAGACAUUGCUGUUAGCUGUAAUUUGCUAAGCAGACAAGUCAACAAUCCUAGUGUCAAGGAUUGGAAAGCUCUGAAACGCAUAGCGCGGUAUUUGAAAGGCACUAUGCAUUACAGACUGAGAUUUAACAAUCAGAAGUCUGGUGGUCUUGAGAUAUUUGCAGAUGCAAGUUUUGGAAGUGACGCUACAGACAGGAAAAGUACGUCUGGAGUUUGCUACAUGUACAAUCAGAGUCUAUUUGAUUGGUCAUGCAAGAAGCAAACAACAGUUAGCUUAAGUACUUGUGAAGCCGAACUGAAUGCACUGUCUUAUUCACUUAAGGAUUGUGAAUGGUUAGUACAAUUGUGCAAAGAUAUGAAAAUUCCUGUCAAAUGUCCAAUCCAGGUUUACCAGGACAACAAAGCAUGUUUGGCUUUGCUGAAGUCUGAAGGUUGUAAGCAAAGCACAAAGCACUUACAAUUAAAGUUGCAGCAUGCUAGGGAAUGUAUUCAGAAGGGACUCGUAACGGUGUCCUAUAUGCCAGGUAAUGAAAUUCCUGCUGAUGUAUUGUCCAAGAUUGUAUCAAGGGAUCAACACUGUACCUAUGUGCAGAAGUUGGGUUUGUACUGAUAUUGUGCAAACACGCUGCCCAGUGAUGUUCACAGAAAGGGGGAGGAUGUUGGUUUCUGCUUUCCUUCACUGUGCAGCUCUGCUUGUCAUGAGACAGGUGUUUACAUUCCACAGUCUGUACUGUUGGAGUUUCUCACGGGAAAGGGAGACUGGAUGUGACGUACACUGGUUUCCUGUUUUUCACUGUGUGUUUCUCUCCGAGCUGUGGAGGAGAGAGGAUGCAUUUUUCUGCUCCUGCAGAGACAAGAUGUCUUUCUGUAAUAUACCAGCUUUGAACUGUAAAUAAAGCAAUAUAGAGUAUGUAGCACGUAUUGCUCAUCCUUCCGCUGGGCACAAGACUCUGCUUUAAAUCAACAACCACAUCACCAAGGAGCCCAUGUCUCUGGUUAUGUUGAAACAGGUAGAUUUUAUGGAAAUUUGUAUCUGUUUUCAUUAUCUGCCAUAUCUGUUGCAAGCUCAGUAUUAUGAAAAGAGACUGAGAGAGAAUGUUAUUGAGUACUCAAGCAAUUUCAAGUUUUUACUCAAUGGAUUUCAAGUGGAAUACUACUUGGAGGAGUCUGACCACAUCACCAAGGAGCCCAUGUCUCUGGUUAUGUUGAAACAGGUAGAUUUUAUGGAAAUUUGUAUCUGUUUUCAUUAUCUGCUGUAUCCUUUGCAAGCUCAGUAUUAUUAACAUACUAUUAACAUACUAUUAUUAACAUAUUAUUGUUGAAAGACAAUAGCUGUCGACACACCAAGGCCCAUCACUUCCUCCCAAGAAUCCUGGGCACUGUAUCUUUCAGAGCUACAAUUCCCAGCACCCUUAACAAACUACAGCUCCUGAUUAGUUAGAAAGCAAAAUCACCGGCAGAUUCUGGUACCUAGUUGCCCACUAAAAUGUUGGUGCAUUUUUGUUUUGAUUUUUUUCCUGAAUUUGAAUGAUUAUGAAAUGUGGUGAACUGAAGAUUGGAACAGUAAGGAAUUAAUAUGUAGAUUAUGCCCUCUCCCUUGGUUGUCCUUAGAUUGCAAUAAUGCGAAAGGUGCUUCCAGCUCUUCAGCUGAAAUGGAUUCAGACCUCCGCAGAAACGGAGAAAUUGGUAGUCCUCUUAGAAAAAGAAACCAUUGAGGUUUCGGAUGCCAAGGAGCAGCUAUUGGGUGCAGAUGAAAAGGAAACUAGUGAAGCUGCAGCUCUUGCCCAGGGUAUUCAGGUCAUUGUGCUGUGCAGCCUGGUGCUCCCUGCCCAUCCUCUGCUAUGCCAACUUACCUGAGAUUAAGCCCCUUUGAACCCAAGAAGACUGAAAAAAAUUGCACACACAGGACUGCACUGUCAGCACAUGAUGUGCCUUCCACAGUUGGUUUUUAAUGAAAGAGCGGCAAUUAAGAGGGGAUGUUCACACAUGAUGUUGCUGAGAGGGGAUUCAACCCCUUGUGGCCCCUCACCUGUUCUGAUCUGCCUCCCCAAGGUUGCUAUUUACCCCAGAGUUAAAAGUAAUAUUGAGCUAAAAAUGCCCUCCUUUUGUGGUGUCAUAAGUGAGUGAGUGUGAUGCAGCUGAGUGUUAGGCCAGGGGAGACCAGGGUUCAAAUCUAAAACUCACUGGGUGAGCCUGUUCCCAUUGCACCAGGGAGUGCAUUUGACUGGUGGGGAACUGCCACCGAGAGGGCCCUCAAUCAAUUCCAAUGAAGGCACAUCCAGUGGCAGCACCUGGAAUAAGAAAGGAAAGGGUGGUUCUUGGAAAGUUAUUGUUUCACUGGACUGUUCAUCCUGACUAUGUGGUAUAUUUGAUAUGAUUACAGGAGGAGUGCGAGGGAGAUCUUGCCGAGGCAAUGCCAGCCAUGAACACUCCCCUGAAUGAAACUACACAUUCUGGGGAAGAAUAA
Molecule: messenger RNA, 30642 nt
Organism: Podarcis lilfordi (Lilford's wall lizard)
Lineage: Eukaryota; Metazoa; Chordata; Lepidosauria; Squamata; Lacertidae
Source: the annotation of a GenBank genome assembly